AUGCCGGUUGAUGGUGCUGGAUCAUCUCAAGUCCCUGUUAGAUCACCGGAUUUUCUGAUCUCCAACAAGUUCAUUAGCAGCGAUUUCCCUACUGACGAGGUUAUGGAUAAUGAUCAAGCAUCCGAAGAUUCUGGCUACCCUAACAUGUCAGGUGCUGGUUCUGGAUCAUCUCAGGGCCCUUCUGUGUUUGCUGAAUCAUCUCGCGGGCCGUUAGAUGGGCCAGCGCAUCCAUACUUCGUUUUUGAUACGCCUCAGGGAACCGGCUACUGGAUUCCUACCGUCGCUGAUAAGUUCAUACCAGUGUGUGGGAAAUCUUAUCCGACAUUUGAGGCUGUUCUCUCCAUGUAUGAACUUUAUGCGUUUGAAGCUGGUUUUUCAGUUAAAAGGGCCAAACUAAAGUCUGGAGUGGAAUUCCCACACACAAUACUGAGUUUCAAUGAUAUUCAUAAUCAUGAACUUGUUGAGAAUUACAACCGUGACCUUAGCAAGAUGUCACGGAAGCUGUCAUUCACCACCAAACAAUUCAUUCACAAUAUGAGUCUAAACCGUAUCGGACCCGUGAGAGCUUAUAGAUGUCUUGUAGCUUUAAAAGGGGGGCAUCACAAUGUCAACGGGACUCCGGUGGAUUUUAAAAAUUUUAGCCACCAGUUGCGAAUUUUUAUUGGUGAACGCGACGCACAAGUUUUCCUUGAACGCUUGCAUGAGCGCUUUGACAACCUACCCGACUUCUAUUUUGAUUACACGGUUUCAAAUGGAAAGCUGUCUUCUGUAUUCUGGGCUGAUGAAAUUUCAAAGCUAAACUACAAAGCUUUUGGCGAUGUCCUCGCCUUCGACGCGACUUACAGCACUAACAAGUACAAGAUGGUUUUUGUGCCAUUCACGGGUGUGGAUCAUCAUAUCCAAUGUGUUACAUUUGGUGCGGGUUUAAUAUCAACCGAGUCCAUUGAAUCUUAUGUGUGGUUGCUUAAGGCUUUCUUGAAGGCACACGGUACUCAACCAACUCUCGUGUUGAGUGAUCAAGACCCAUCUAUGCUUCAAGUUGUUCCUCUGGUCUUUACCGAAUCACGCCACCGGCUAUGCAUGUGGCAUAUAAUGAAAAAACUACCCUCCAAGAUCUCUGCGGACCUUCUUGAUAACACUAAUGUUCGGGCCUGCCUUCACCGGUUGGUUUGGAAUGUUUAUAUCAAACCAAAAACGUUUGAGUCCCGCUGGCAUGACCUCCUAGAAACAUUUGGCCUACAAGACCACACUUGGUUGAACGACAUGUACAACAUCAAACAUCUUUGGGUACCAGCCUACUUCAGGGAACUGCCAAUGUGUUGCUUGAUGAAGACCACUUCACGCUGCGAAAGCUCGAACGCUGCCUUCAAGGUCAACUCAACAAGUGCAAACACCCUUGUACAAUUUAUGAUGUGCUUUGAAAAUAGGGUAGACAGCCAACGCUAUCGGCAACGCGUAUCGGAGUACAAAACCUCAUCCACGUUUUUCAAGGGCACUACUGAUUUAGCGAUAGAACAGCACGCGUUCGCCAUAUACACAAACGUUGUUUUCAUGCAAGUUCAAAAGGAGAUAAUAAAAGGGAAGUUUUUAUGCUACAUCACAAACCAAACCGAGUCCAGCAAUACCACUCUUUUGCUAGAAGUCACUCAUUUGGACAAAAGGAACAACAUCACAAACGUCUACCAGGUUACAUAUAACACUGUUGACCACUCCGCCAGUUGCUCAUGCAGGAAUUUCACACGUAUCGGAUAUCUGUGUCGCCAUGUCUUUUGCGUAUAUCGAUUGAAAAAUGUUGCAAAGAUACCACCCCAAUACAUAAACGAUAGUUGGCGCCGAGAUGCCCUCCCAAAAGAGGUUUUUUCACUUUCCAGCCGAUACGGCGUCAACGCACACGCACCGUCCGUUAUGUGGAAUGAAAUCCUCGACCUCGUUACUGAAUGCGUUGAUGUGGCCAGAACCGAUGAGGAUUCAUUGUCAAAAUUGGUUGCCCAACUCCGGGAUUUCAAGAUCAAUGUGCUUUCCAAGCAUUGGGGAUGUGGUACACAUACUCGCAUUUCCGGACCUGGUGAGAAGGCAAAGACAAAACCACCAAAACGUCCAAAGCAGCUUCGUCUAUGCAAGCGUUGUGGCCUGUAUGUCGACGACCACGACUCACGCAACUGCGUUAAGGUGGCCGCAAUGAAAGCAGCAAAGACAGCUGCUGAACAACAAAGGCAGACCGCCACCGGUGCCUCCACCUCUGAUUAA
Molecule: messenger RNA, 2247 nt
Organism: Helianthus annuus (common sunflower)
Lineage: Eukaryota; Viridiplantae; Streptophyta; Magnoliopsida; Asterales; Asteraceae
Product: protein FAR1-RELATED SEQUENCE 5-like
Exons: 8
Coding region: 1-2247 (748 amino acids)
Biological process (GO): regulation of DNA-templated transcription
Molecular function (GO): zinc ion binding
Source: RefSeq, a predicted model, not a curated record